UGACCGGGUGCACAUUUAUACUUGUUAUUUCAGUAAGAAAAAAAAAAUUUAUGACCGAAUGAACUCAUUAAUGUAUAUAGGAAAUGCGUCCCUUCAACAUGGCGGCAUCUGUAGUGUCUGGAUGGGUCCAAAAUUAUACGUCGUAAUCACAGACCCUGAGACACUGGAGCUGCUGUCGAAGACAUGCCUUGAGAAAGACCACGCCACUAUGAAGUUCAUUCGUCUUUUGCUUGGCAACGGACUCAUAUUUGCCCCAGGUAAAAUCUGGCGUGCACGUCGCAAAGUCAUGGCUCCUACAUUCAAUAUAAAAAAUCUCCAAGAGUUCGUGCCGAUAUUUGACAAACAGAGCAUUAUAAUGACGGAGAAACUGAGUGAUAAAGCGGGCCGUGGCAACUUUUCCUUUUGGGACUAUGUCACAACUUACACUUUUGACUCUAUUUGUGAGACAGUCCUCGGCAUCGAAUUAAAUGCGCAGAAGCAUCAAAACCACCCUUUUAUUACCGCAUUUGACACCAUCACUCACAUCCUUGCGAAACGAAUCCUGUCACCCUGGUUGUAUUGGGAUUGGAUCUUCCGACUAACAUCAAUGUAUAAGAUUUAUGAAGAUAAAAAAAAAUAUUUUUACGACUUUUUUGAUGAGACAUUACGAGCUAAAAGAAAACAUCUUCGCGAGACAUCUCAGCAUGAGCGUAAAACCUUCCUGGACAAGAUGAUCGAGUCCUCCGAAGAAGCCCUUUACUCGGACGUCGAGCUCCGCGAGGAGAUACUGUCGAUAGUGUCGGCUGGCACCGACACGUCCGCUGUCGGCACUGCGUUCACUGCUCUCAUGCUGUCCAGACACCCCAGGGUUCAAGAGAAGGUGUAUGAUGAAUUGAGGGAAGUGUUCGGCGACUCCGACCGGCCUGUUACCUGGCGAGACCUACCAAAGCUGAGGUACCUAGAAAUGGUGAUAAAGGAGACCUUGCGACUGUACCCACCAGCGCCGGUCGUCGUGAGGGAUGUUCACGAGACCAUUGUACUUCCUAACGGGACGACUUUAGUGCCGGGCACAGGAGUUGCGCUCCACUUCUGGGGCACGCACCGCAACGCGCGGUACUGGGGUCCCGACGCGGAGCAUUUCCGCCCGGAGCGCUUCCUGGCGCCCCUGCGGCACCCCGCGCAGUUCGCGCCCUUCAGCUACUCGCUACGAAACUGUAUCGGUGCAAACUACGCCAUAAUGUACAAGACGAACCUGACCAACCUGCUCCGGCGCUACGCGCUGCUGCCGCCAUCUGGCGUGUCAGCCGAGGAGCUCGCGCGCCCGCUGCGGCUCAAGUUCGACAUCAUGAUGAAGCAUUGCGACAAGUUUCAGCUCAGGAUCGAGCACAGAAAUAAGGAAAAACUGAUCUAAAAAUUAAUUUUUGUAUCACUGGUUAUCCUUCUCCAUAAUAAUUAUUAUGUAAUUUGUUCUACGAAAUAAGCCUUUGUACUAUUUAUUCAGAAAAAAAAAAACAACGAAUGCUAGGUUUUUUCACAA
Messenger RNA from Leguminivora glycinivorella, 1516 nucleotides. RefSeq names its product cytochrome P450 4d2-like. Gene Ontology annotation, molecular function: oxidoreductase activity, acting on paired donors, with incorporation or reduction of molecular oxygen; heme binding; monooxygenase activity. Lineage: Eukaryota; Metazoa; Arthropoda; Insecta; Lepidoptera; Tortricidae. The record is from RefSeq and is a predicted model, not a curated record.